AUUAUAUUCCUUCGGUUUAUUUCUUCCCUUGGCAAUUGUGAGCUCCUGAUAAGCAAACUUUUCUACCCCAAAUGGGAAACGAAUCCAAUCCAAACAAGCCCCAUUAUGACAUAACCAUGUCAAGAAGAACCCGAAAACCACAUUCAAGAGCACUCUUUGGAGAGAAAGUGAGUGCUUUGAAUGACGAUGAUGAAGACAAACAAGUUGGAAAGCAGAAGGGGAAAAAGUUCAUAGAAAUUAUCAGUGAAAAGGAAGAGGAUGCUGAAUGCAGAAGCUCACUUGAGGAAUAUUUCACGGAGGAAGACAAUCAACUUCAGUUGGUGGUGAAACAACAUGAAAAGGAAGUUGAUGGGGUAAAUCUGAAGAAAAUGGUGAGUCGUUGUGCCAAAAUGUGGGGACAUAUGAUUAAGAUCAAAGGAGGAUCUAGAAAAAAGCGUGUUCUUCAGCUUACCAUGUGACAUACUAAUGAUCAAGGUGGGAUGACGUUUUUCUAUCCUCGAUCUAUAUAUGUUUUUGAUACAAACAUAUCUUAUUAAAGGAAUGUAGUAUAUAAAUGAUUGUGCAUAAGAUAAAUAAUGUUUUGAGUGGCUUUAUUAUGCACAAGUCUUUUGUAGAUUUGUAGGUCCAUAUAAUGGACCAUGCAAUUUUUGAACUCGUUCCUGCUAUACGAUAAAUACUACUUUACAUAUUAAUGUAUGGGCUUAUCUAUAUAUACAUACAGACAAAGCACGUUGACAUUUAGGAAAGAUUUGUUUUUUGCUUGCAUUAGGUAGAAAUGAGUCGAA
This is a messenger RNA of Lactuca sativa (garden lettuce), 785 nucleotides long. RefSeq lists its product as uncharacterized. The record is from RefSeq and is a predicted model, not a curated record. NCBI's taxonomy places the organism in Eukaryota, Viridiplantae, Streptophyta, Magnoliopsida, Asterales, Asteraceae.